AUGAGCUCAAAGGCUAGUGAAACAGCUGUUGAUGAAAAGUCAAUUGAGGUGACAACCGUCUCCAACAAUGAAACAGCAAAAGAAGAUGUCGAGUGGAAAGAUCCACCCGAUGGUGGUUGGAAAGCAUGGCCCUUGCUGGAACGUAUGUGUAUACUUGCACGCAACAUCACUGAGCAACAUCCUUCUAACCAUCAUCAUCCACAUUCCACAACAUCAUCAUAG
Messenger RNA from Lichtheimia ornata, 222 nucleotides. RefSeq lists its product as uncharacterized. The coding region runs from base 1 to 222 and encodes 73 amino acids. The transcript is spliced from 2 exons. The record is from RefSeq and is a predicted model, not a curated record. Lineage: Eukaryota; Fungi; Mucoromycota; Mucoromycetes; Mucorales; Lichtheimiaceae.